Messenger RNA from Eupeodes corollae, 7684 nucleotides. It is a transcript of the gene Cad86C, whose product is annotated as cadherin-86C. The record is from RefSeq and is a predicted model, not a curated record. Bases 1054 to 6696 code for a protein of 1880 amino acids. The transcript has 12 exons. Gene Ontology annotation, biological process: cell morphogenesis; cell-cell junction assembly; calcium-dependent cell-cell adhesion. Gene Ontology annotation, cellular component: plasma membrane; catenin complex; adherens junction. Lineage: Eukaryota; Metazoa; Arthropoda; Insecta; Diptera; Syrphidae. Gene Ontology annotation, molecular function: calcium ion binding; cadherin binding.
UUUUCUUGGUCGAUCGCUCUGCAGUACCAUUUUGACCAUCGCGCAUGAUUAGUUCACCGCGCGGACCGAACUAAGCAACCAUUACAAUUCUUAUAAGUUGUUCCUGACUUAAGGGAAGGAUUUUAAUUCAGUCUCAGUGAUUUUACUUCUGCUACGAUUCUUCUCAAAGGAUUUUGAUUUUAUAUUUUUGUGUUAUUCGUCUCCUUUUAUUGUGGUUUUCUUUUUCGUACGCGUUAAUUUGGGGCCAGGAUGUGAAUGGGAUUAUUAUUAUUUUGAUUGCCGACAAUUAGUGGCGAAUAAAUUGCCUCAUCAGAGAUUUCAGCGGUUUUUCGUUCGUUGUGUGAAUUGUUGUCAGGAAAAUAAAAAAGAAGCAAAGAAACCGAAGAAUUUCAAGAAGUGCCAUUCUCAAAAAGGGAUUUUUUCCCAAACUGACCUAAAAGUUAGGUGAAGUGAUUGCGUGAUCCAUUUAAGUGAAGCACUUAAGGUGCACAAAACAAGAGAUUCAACAAUUUUAGUAGUUAUUUUUUUGUUUUCCCGAACGAAAAUGUUGCCUUGAUCUUUCUUGAUUCUCGAGUUUGUAAAGAUUUAAGAUUCCAUUGUGUUUUCCCAUUUUUUUUUUUAAUGAUCAACUAUGAUCGAUUAUUGUGUAAUUACCUGAUCGAGGAGUGCGAAAUAGUGUUUAAAGUGAGUUUGUCCAUUUUCAAGGCGUACAAACGCACAAAGGAAUGAAGGAAAAACAGGAGUGAGUUAUAAAAGGAUAACCCGUAAUAUAGAAAGAAGAACAAAAAAACAACCAACGCCGUGACGCGACUUCAAGACAAUAAUUAAUUUCCCAUGAGAUCAGGGAUGAUGAUGGAUACUUGAGCAGAGACAGAAAGAGGUGAUCUUUUUAGAACUACAACUACAACAAGAUUCAUCUUAAAGAGAUCCAAAAACAUCAACAUCCUCAGCAUCGUCAUCACUAACAAGAAAACCGAAAACAAGGUUGAAGAGUUUCCUUUGUGGAUUUAAUUACCUGCUCAAAAAGAGCCACACAGAUAAUUUUUAACAGAAAUGGCUUCCAGCAGCAUAUCCCCAACACCAGCACCAGCACCGAAGCCCAAACCGCCACCCUCGUCACAGCCGCCGCCGCAGCCGCCUUCGUCGCCAGCAGCACCAACAACAUCAUCAUCAACAUACCCCUGCCGCAACCAUCACAAUCAUCACUGCUGCAAUCCUCCUCCUCCUCCAACAACAACAACACCAACAUCAAGAAAACAAAAAUCACCAUCAGCAUUUUUCCAGCCUGCAACUGCAACGCAUCGAAUUCUAACAAUCAGCCUUUUAAUUGGUGUCCUCUGUUGGCCAACGCAAAUUCAUUGCGUGGAUCCAAAAUUCGAUCCAUCGACACGAAUGCGUUUGGUUUUGGUGCCGGCGGAUGCCCAGGUGGGUUCUGUGAUAUAUCGAUUGCGUGCCACUGACGAGGAGUUCGAUUAUCCGCUGACGUUCGAACUGGUUGGUGAUGCUUCAGCAUCGACCGUGAAAAUCGAAUCGCUUCCAUGUACAAAGUACAAUUCUGUUUGCCAAGCGAAUGUGAUCUUACAGCGGCGAUUGGAGCCGGGUAGAUACUAUGACUUCCAGGUGUCGGUUAAGGACACAAAGGGUGGCAUGACAACGCAACGUUGUUCAAUAACAGCAACCAAUUUUACAACACCACACGACCUCAUAUUUCCCCAUAAACCCGGCAUUAUAAUGAUACCAGAAGAUGCCAAAAGGGGAACCGAAUUAGAUUAUGUCAUAUCAAGAAAAAAUCCACAUUUUCCAAAACCAGUCUACCUCGAGCUAUGGGGAUCACCCCUUUUUGCUAUUAGACAAAAAAUAGUUUCAACCGAUACAACAGAGGGAACAAUAUUUCUACUGGGACCACUUGAUUUUGAAAAACAAGCAAUGUAUCAUCUUACCAUAUUGGCUAAUGAUGCCUAUGCUGAGUCGGGGCAAGAUAGCAGAAACAUUGCUGGACUUGAAGUUGUUGUGAUUGUACAAGACGUUCAAGAUCAACCACCUGUUUUUACAAUGGCUCCACCUGUUACAAAAUUACCACCUGGUAUACUUCCUGGUGACAAGAUACUUCAAGUUCAUGCUGAAGAUGGCGAUAAAGGUAAUCCUCGUGAGGUCAGAUACGGUCUAGUCUCCGAAGGGAAUCCAUUUACCUCGUUCUUCGAUAUCAACGAUACCAGUGGUGAAAUAUUCCUUAUGCGGCCGCUGGAAGAUAUCGCUGCAAUAACACAUGUGGGUGACCCCGUCCUUCUAACUGUGGUAGCGGAAGAGGUUAAGGUUGGUCGUGAUGAGCCGCCAGCAGCUGCAACAACCGUUCAACUGGCAUUCUUUCUCCCCGAACGAAGCAAUUCACCGCCAUACUUUGAGAUCGAUCACUAUGUGUCACGUGUGGAUGAGAAUGCACCGCAAGGUACUGCACUGACAUUCGUCGAUCCGUAUGUGCCACGAGUCUAUGAUGACGACACCGGCAAAAAUGGUGUAUUCUCCCUCACUCUGCUCAAUAAUAACGGUACCUUUGAGAUAUCGCCCAAUGUGGCUGAACGUAGCGCAUCAUUUUUGAUACGCGUGCGUGACAACAUGCUGUUAGACUAUGAGGAGCGUCAUUCGGUGGAGUUCCAAGUGUUGGCCCAGGAACUUGGACCAGCAACUAACCUGUCGGCAAUUGUCAACGUAACGGUGUACAUUAACGACGUGAAUGAUAAUCCGCCGGUAUUCACUCAGACCGUUUACACUGUCGAGUUGCCGGAAAAUAUGACAGUCGGCACGAAGGUGGUGCAAGUGCAUGCCGACGAUGUUGACACCGGAAUGGGAGGACGUGUCCGGUAUACGGCAAUUUUGGGCUACCUCAACACCUCGCUUAAUUUGGACGCUGAAAAUGGCAUAAUAACCGUCUCGACGAAUAGUCACGGGUUCGAUAGGGAGAUCAUGCCAGAGUAUCAUUUGUAUGUGGAGGCUCGCGAUAGCGAUGGCACCGGCAAUCGAGCUCAGGUGCCGCUGGUCAUUAAGAUGAUCGAUGUUAACGAUGAGACACCGACAUUCGAGAAGAAUGUGUACGAGUUCAUUUUGGCAGCUGAUUUGCAGAGCUUUACCUCACCGGCAUACAUUAAGGCUGUGGACAAGGAUGCGACAGCGCCUAACAACGAGGUUCGCUACGAGAUCAUCAACGGGAAUUAUGACAAUAAAUUUUCGCUUAACAAAGUCACUGGUGAAUUGACCGUGCAGGAGAAGAUCUUUAUGCGAUCGAAGAAGGAGGCCGUUAGAAGCCGGAGGCAGGUCACGCAAUCACCUCUUGAGAACGAUAUGUUUGUGUUGACCGCGAGAGCGUAUGAUUUAGGAGUUCCCGUAAGGUUCUCGACGGCCACCAUUAGAAUCUAUCCGCCAGAGAGUCGUACGAGGACAGUGACCUUUGUGGUGCCAGGGUUCAAUCCGGACAAGCAGAAAACCGCUGAAACAUUGUCCACAAUAACCGGGGGUCGAGUGAUCAUUCACGACAUUCGGCCAAUGCAAGCCGAUGAACCUGGAGCUAAGAAUCUGAAGGGUGACAUCAAGGAACGGAGUGUGGUGACGGCAACGGUUCUGUAUGAAGGAGCUUCAGUUGUUGACAUUUCCCAAAUCCAGCAAAGAUUGUCGCAGCACAAUGGAUCGUAUGCGAUAAUGACAAAGGAGGAGAUGGACAGUGAUGCAUUGUAUAAGGCUGAAAAUAAAUUGCUCUUCUGGCUGCUGAUCUUACUUGCCACACUUGUGGCCCUGACGAUUCUGAUUCUUCUACUUUGCUGUAUAUGUUCGUGGUGUCCUCUGUAUGGCGCGGCUAGCAAGAGAAUAGUUAAUAUCAGUAGAACUGAAGACGAUGUUCAUCUAGUUCAUAGGGAAAUCGCAAAUGGAAAACAAUCAAAAUCUGUUCAGGUCGCCGAGUGGAUGGGAAGACGAGAGGCGUGGUCGGCAGAGAAGUCAUCCGAUACACGAACGAAACCUACCCGUUGGGAGUUCCACAAUGGACAUGGUGAACAGCCUGACGAAAGCCUAGGUCGUCCGGGACGAGCUGCUGAUACCGAGGCAGAACAUUUGGAAGAACGACAAAAUCGUAGAAUCAAAUCAGCCGAAGAUCAGCAACGUAGAGUUAGAAUCAAGAACACUCAAACAGCCAAAGACGAUACUCACUUAAGUAGUUUCCAUAAUAAUUCUAGAACUAAUUUAGUAAACAACGAACGAGAGGUUUAUAUCGAGGAUAUAAUUGACGAAGAACAGGACAUUGGAACACAAUCAUUUCGCAACCGCAACAGACAAAGACGCACAGCUCAGCAACAGAUCGACGAUGAUUCGAUGAGGCGGCACGAGAUCGAUCGGGGCAGUGACAUGGAGUACAAUGGGGGAGCUCGAGGAAGUUUAAAGGCUAAGCGGGAAUACUUUAUCAAGGACGGGAAUGUUGAAAUUUUGCAACUUAUGACUCGGGACAAACAGGGCGACGAGGAGGACAACAUCUAUGUCAAUCUUCCGCUGAAGGCGACCACAAAUCUGUCACACCCACAGCUUCUGAUGGUUGACCAAAGUGGCAAAGAGAUUCUAAUGCGUCGGUUUAUCGAGGAACAACCAGAUGGCAAGCAAAUCAUCCGGGAGCAUUAUCAGAUUGUUCCUGGAGGAGCUAACUACAUUCAAACAAUGCCCAAUGAGGUCCAACACUCGACCUACAAGGACACGUUUCCAUCGGGAAAAAGUGGCCCAAAUAGCAUUGUGUACUCUCAAGCUGAACCAGAAGUCAAAAUCAUCCAUACCCAACCCAUGCAUGAAGGACUUGCUGUAGGGGAGGUCAGCACUCAAAUGCAACCAGCCAUUUCGAAUCAAUCCCUUACCCAGGAGCUAGAGAACUCCCUGAAGCAGCAAAAUGCUCUGCUCCGUCAGAUCCUGAUGGAGAAAGAGAAAGUUGAGCUGCAAUAUAGUCAGCAAGAUGUGGCUCUCGAAACCCAGAGUCUGCCAGGGCAGCCAAUGGCAAUUGCAACUCAAACUGAUUGUGAAGCAGGCACUCAAACCGAAGCCGAUAUGAUCGUUAGCUCGUCAUCGGUCAAGCGACAACGGCGAGCACGAAGUGAGAACGAUGACUCUUUUUCCGAGGACGAAUAUGAAUACGUCCGUUUCAGUCCACCAAACAGCCCCGAAGGAGUGUACUGGAUCAAGCGAAAGCGGCAAAAGAAGCGCUCAAAACAAAGACCGGGCACACAAUCCCGAAAACGUGUGGUAAUGGUCGAAGAUGUCAAAAGGAAAAUUCGAACUCCCAUCAAGGAAGAAGACGACGAUGACUAUUACGAGUAUCGGAAACGGUCUCCUCCUAAAAAGCCAAUUCGGUAUCAUGGAGAAACCAAGGCCAGUUUAUUGCGUCGCAUGAAAAGUGAGGAGAACAGAAAACUAGCGUCCAAAAAGUCGGCCUCCCUGAAUCGAGAAGUCCUUAUGGAGAUAUCAGACUCGCUAGACGAGAAGGGAAGUCCUGACGAGCGCGUACGGAUUGAGCAAAUGGAAUACUACGAAAAUUCUGAAGAAGAUUCCGACGCCGACGAAAUAGUUAUCAAGAGUAAUGCGCUUCCAUCAACUGGUCAUAAAACCGAAUCUUCCCACUUCGAAAUCCACGUGUCGGACGGCAGCAAUAACAAAGUCUAUUCGAGGUCUUCGUCGGAGCAGAGAAAUCACAUAGAAGACCGAAGAGUCAAAAGUCCAGACCCUAAGCCCAGACUCUCCCGAAAAGACAAUGUCAUCCAGCGGAACUCUCAAAGACGGUCACAAACGGCUUCAGAGCCCCCACACAGCCGAGUUGUAGUUUCCAAGGGCACCAAAGUCACAAGCAGUGAUGUUCGCAGCUCGAAACGAAUCAAAGAACGUGACUUCCAGAGCGACACCAAUCUACUGGAUCACGACGAUGCGAUUGACGAUCAAAGUUCUUCCAAAGGUGCAAGCGUCCCGAAAUAUAUGGACUGGUACUACAGCAAGAAGAAGUCCGACGUCAAGCCUGCGAAGUCAAAAUCAAGUACAAAGAAACUAAUAGGUGGCUCUGAGAAACGAAUCACCAAAAUCCGCCUUCCAAAAUCCGAUGACAGUCAUCCUCCCACCACAACUUCAACCACUCCGGUACCACCAAGCGAUGAGAAAUACAAACCCGAGCCAGCACCUCGAAAAUCCCCGCCGAAAGGAGCUCGCCUCCUCAAGGAAGACGUCAUGAUGAACAAGAACCACAAGCCCAAGAUCGAAACCGAUACAAAUCAUCCUCUCUUGCAGCACUCCGAACAUCGGUACGAGCACGAGUACGACAAUACCUCAGAACUUCCACUUGCCCCCACAAAACUGCCACACUACAUGUACCCCGAGACACCGCCCCAACCAAAAGGCCACGCGAAGUCCAAAGACCUGCGACCGAAGCCCUCGCCCAUCAAAGAGAACGAAAUCAAGGUCACCAACUCGAAGAUCUACAUUCAGGAUGCGUCGGCUCAGUCGAAGCAGCUCAAUGUCGCCACUCUGGAAGACGACCAUGAUUCGGGAAUAGCCAUGAACUCCCUGCUGAACAGCAUGGGUCGUCGGAAUCCAAUAGCCGAGAAGAAGAGCGUCUUCUCCAUUGCCUACGACGACGUCAGUCGAGUACAAAAAAUUCAAUCCGGCAGUGAUUCGCCUCAGUAUUCAUAACAUCAGCAGAAAAAAGAUGGGGAAGAGUAACGGGAUUCACCCGCUGCCGAUGGAGCUUCCUUGUACUUGGAGUUCUCUUGCCUCGAGCCUUGACUUGACGUGUGAGCUUCUUGAUAACAAAGAAAUAGAAACAUACGAAUCUAGUCUCAAGGUUUUUAGACAAGAAUCUCCAUUUGAAAUUGAGUUCAGUUAUUGUUUUUGUUGUUGUUGGGCAAUCUCUGACGUCAAAGUGUUCAUCAGGAUUUGUUUUUAUAAUUAUGUUCCUUUGUCCUAUUUAAUUUUUGUUUUUCAUUAGACUUAAAAAUCGUUGUGAUAGUUAAAAAUAAUGCUUUAAAAGCAUUAAUUUCAUUUUACUCUUUAAACUGUACAUAAAUUUAUCUAUUUAACAAUUUGUAUAUAACAAUUUAAUUAUGUUGUUUAAACUUAAGAACUCGUACAUAUAUGAAACAAAAUACAAAAUAUUGUAUUAAACUUGUAAAAAUUACUUUUAUAAAUCCAUUCCUACGGCAAACUGAGUUUUAGACAAGACACUAAGUCGACUUUAAAUGUAAAAAGUUAAAUGUAUCAUUUACACUUCUUGUAAACUUUAAAAAUUAAAAUACAAACAAAAACACAACUGCAAACUGCCAUAUAUAUUUUGUAUGAAGUAUUACUAACAUUUUUGUUGUUUUAAUUUCUUUUUUCUAAUCUAAGGAAUUGUUAUAAGGAAAUUAUUGUGUGUUUUUUUGAGUUAUUUUAUUAUAAAUUAUGGUGCGAAAACAGUUGCAAUAAGCAAUUAAGAUAAGUUAAAAUGGAGUUUUGUAAUUAUUUAUUUAAUUGUAAAUGUUAAUUAAUAAAUACAAAAUAUAUUAAAAUACAUAGAAAUAAGUCUUUAUACAUUUUGUAGAUAUUUGAAGAAUACAUAAUAAUUUAAUUUAGUUCUAUAAACUUGUAAUUAUUAUUGAAUUAUUUUUUUUUAAAUUUAAAGAAAUUUUUCAACAGAAACAAU